Exophiala oligosperma is the source of this 1477-nucleotide messenger RNA. Its product is annotated as branched-chain amino acid aminotransferase. The record is from RefSeq and is a predicted model, not a curated record. Gene Ontology annotation, biological process: branched-chain amino acid metabolic process. The coding region runs from base 1 to 1146 and encodes 381 amino acids. Lineage: Eukaryota; Fungi; Ascomycota; Eurotiomycetes; Chaetothyriales; Herpotrichiellaceae. The transcript has 2 exons. Gene Ontology annotation, molecular function: branched-chain-amino-acid:2-oxoglutarate transaminase activity.
AUGGCACCCUUUCCUCCACCUCCCGUUAGCACCAUCGACUGGAGCAAUGUCGGCUUCAAAGUCCGCGAGGUCAACGGCCACAUCGAGUCCACCUUUCGCUACUCGUCCGGUUCGAACCCGACGUGGAGCAAACCACGCUGGGUCACCUCCCCCCACCUCUCCGUCCACGGCAUGGCGCCCGGUCUGAACUACGGCGUGCAGUGUUACGAGGGGAUGAAGGCCUUCCGCCAGCCCGACGGCAGCAUCACCAUCUUCCGCCCCGACCAGAACGCCAAGCGCAUGCAGCGGUCCGCCGAGUACAUCUCCGUGCCCGCCGUGCCCGAGGACCUGUUCGUGGAGAGCGUCAACCUCGCCGUGGCCCUGAACGCCGAGUUCGUCCCGCCCCACGAGACCGGCGCGGCCAUGUACAUCCGGCCGUUGCUGUUCGGGUCGAGCGCGCAGCUCGGCCUCAGCCCGCCCGACGAGUACACGUUCGUGGUCUUCGUGAUGCCGACGGGCGUCUACCACGGCGUGCACGCGGUCGACGCCCUGAUCCUCGAGGACUUUGACCGCGCCGCCCCCGAGGGGACGGGCAGCGCCAAGGUGGGCGGCAACUACGCGCCCGUGCUGCGGCACAGCGAGCGCGCCCGGAACGCGGGCUACGGCAUCACGCUGCACCUCGACAGCAAGACCCGGAGCGAGAUCGACGAGUUCUCGACCUCGGGCUUCCUCGGCGUGCGCCGGGACGGGGACCGGACCACCGUCGUCGUCCCCGACAGCAAGAACGUCAUCAAGUCCGUCACGUCCGAGUCCGCGUGCCAGAUCGCCCGGGACGUCUUCGGCUACGCCGUCGAGAGGCGGCGCAUCGCCUACGAGGAGCUGCCCGAGUUCAAGGAGGUCAUGGCGGCCGGGACCGCGGCCUCGCUGGUCCCCAUCAAGAGCAUCACCAUGAAGUCCCGCGGCGACACCUUCCACUACCCCGUGAACGACAAGCUCGAGCCCGGCCCCGUCUGCACCGAGCUCUUGACCACCCUGAAAGGCAUCCAGCAGGGCAAGGUCGAGGAUCAGUUUGGCUGGAACUUCACCGUCACUGAGCCUCCGCAGGAGUUUUCCAAGCAAACCACCGCCAACGGUGGUGUCAACGGCGGCGUCGAUCAAUUACCAUAAGAAACGAGCCCUCUAGUAUGUUGAUGGUACCUCCGUUUUCUUUCUGAUAGGUUCGGUAUCAAGGGGUAUGAACAAAAAGGAAGGUCAGGAAGCCACGGCCUAGACAAAGAACAAGAUCUUGAAAAAGGACAAAGCGGAUUGUACAUAUCACUCGUGAUGGAGCAAGGAGAAUGCCUCUGGAAGACCUAAAAUAUUAUUCAAGCUGCCAUUACUAAAAUACUUGCACAGCGGAUCCCAUAUGCUGUUCGGGAAUCUGUCAUGGUAGACUCAAGAUCCUGACUCUCAGCCCAAUACACCGCAUGUUUCCAGCUUGGGUAUCAAUAUCGUGAUU